Molecule: messenger RNA, 951 nt
Organism: Mastomys coucha (southern multimammate mouse)
Lineage: Eukaryota; Metazoa; Chordata; Mammalia; Rodentia; Muridae
Product: olfactory receptor 6
Exons: 1
Coding region: 1-951 (316 amino acids)
Biological process (GO): G protein-coupled receptor signaling pathway
Cellular component (GO): membrane
Molecular function (GO): G protein-coupled receptor activity; olfactory receptor activity
Source: RefSeq, a predicted model, not a curated record
AUGGAAAACGUCACGAACAUCAGUGAGUUCAUCCUCAUGGGCUUCCCUACUGCUCCCUGGCUGCAAAUUCUGCUCUUCUUCAUCUUCUUCAUAACUUAUAUAUUUGUGCUUUUGGAAAAUAUGGUUAUCAUUCUUACUGUGUGGAUCACUGGGUCACUGCACAAGCCUAUGUAUUAUUUUCUGAGUACUAUGUCCUUUCUGGAGGCCUGGUAUAUAUCUGUCACUGUCCCUAAGAUGCUGGCUGGAUUCCUAUUUCGCCCCAAUACCAUUUCUUUCUUGGGAUGUAUGACUCAGCUCUACUUCUUCAUGUCCCUUGCUUGUACGGAAUGCGUACUUCUAGCUGCCAUGGCCUAUGAUCGUUAUGCGGCCAUAUGUUGGCCUCUUCGCUAUCCAGUCAUGAUGACCACAGGAUUUUGUGUUCAACUGACCAUCAGUUCCUGGGUGAGUGGCUUCACCAUCUCCAUGGCAAAGGUGUACUUUAUCUCACGAGUUGCCUUCUGCGGCAAUAAUGUCUUGAACCAUUUUUUCUGUGAUGUGUCACCCAUCCUUAAGUUGGCCUGUAUGAAUUUAUCUAUGGCUGAGACAGUAGAUUUUGCCCUUGCCAUUGUCAUCCUUGUAUUCCCACUCUUAGCCACUGUUCUUUCCUAUGGCUUCAUUGUCUCUACUGUCCUGCACAUACCCUCAGCCACUGGGCAGCGGAAGGCCUUUUCUACCUGUGCUUCUCAUCUUACAGUGGUGGUCAUCUUCUACACAGCUGUGAUCUUCAUGUAUGUCCGACCUCGGGCCAUUGCUUCAUUUAAUUCUAACAAGCUGAUCUCAGCCAUCUAUGCAGUCUUCACUCCCAUGCUCAAUCCAAUCAUCUACUGCCUGAGGAACAAGGAAGUCAAAGAUGCCAUCAGAAAAACCAUAGCAGGGGGCAGAGCACUGGCCUUGGGAAAGUCUAUUUCCUAA